UUUUUAAGUUGGGUUCUGGUGGGUUGCAACAGAGCGGCUGAAACAGUGCACAACUCAUCAAAGCAGUGCAUUUUGAGUCGUUCAAUUUUUUCGGAGGGGCUCUAAAUUAAAAUUUGAGUGCAGUGGAUGUGAAAAGCGGGCGAAGGUUUAACACAGAACCGGAGGAAUGUAUCCAACUCGGGCAGCGGCGAGCCAGCGUCUCUGGAGAUGUCCAGUCUGCGCUCUCUGGAUCGCCCUGCUCCUCCAAGGCGUCCUGGACCUGAGCGCGUCUGAGUCUGAGUUUGCCCAAGACCCCAGUGUGAUAGCUACCACUUCAUGGAACAGCUCUAGUGAUGGGUCAUCCUUCAUUCGUCUUGAAGCUCCCAUGAACAACAUCACCACCUCUCUUGGCCACACAGCCGAGCUUUUCUGCCGUGUGGCCGGCAACCCGCCGCCCACCGUCCGCUGGCUGAAAAACGACGCCCCGGUGGUGCAGGAGCCACGGAGGAUCUCGUACCGAUCCACGCCUUACGGAUCACGCCUCCGCAUUCGCAACCUGGACACGACUGACACGGGCUACUUCCAGUGCGUGGCCACCAACACCCAGGGCACCGUGUCCACGACGGGCGUGCUGUUCGUCAAAUUCGAUCCAGCCCCUACACCUCUGGCAGGAAGGCCAACGAUUGAUUUUGACGAAGACGGAUUCUGCCAGCCGUACAGAGGUAUAGCCUGUGCCCGCUUCAUCGGUAACCGCAGCAUCUUUGUGGACUCGUUGCAGAUGCAGGGCGAGAUCGAGACACAGAUCACAGCGGCCUUCACCAUGAUCGGGACAUCCAACCAUUUGUCCGAUCGUUGCUCCCAGUUUGCCAUCCCUUCUCUCUGCCACUUUGCCUUCCCGACAUGCGACCGCAGCUCCGGGGCCGACAAACCUCGGGACCUGUGUAAGGACGAGUGUGAGAUCCUGGAGAACGACUUGUGUAAGACUGAGUACAUCAUCGCCCGCUCAAACCCCAUCAUCCUGAAGAGGCUGAAGCUGCCAAACUGUGACGACCUGGCUGCUUCUGACAGCCCCGAGGCUGCCAACUGCCUGAGGAUCGGCAUCCCCAUGGCCGAGUCCAUAAACAAGAAUCACAAGUGUUACAACAACAGCGGGGCAGACUACAGAGGCACAGUCAGUAUGACCAAGUCGGGCCGUCAGUGUCAGCCGUGGAACUCCCAGUAUCCUCACAGCCACACCUACCUGGCCGUCCGCUACCAGGAGCUGAAUGGAGGACACUCGUACUGCCGCAACCCCGGGAACAAACUGGAGGCCCCCUGGUGCUUCACGCUGGAUGAGGGGGUCCGCAUGGAGCUCUGUGACAUACCCGUCUGUGACCAUAAAGACAAGUCAGGCGGCAGCAACAUGGAGAUCUUGUACAUCCUGGUUCCCAGUGUGGCCAUCCCGCUAGCCAUCGCCUUGCUCUUCUUCUUUAUUUGCGUCUGCCGCAACAACCAGAAGUCGGCCAGGCCUCCUGCCCCUCGCCAGCCGAAACCGGUCCGAGGACAAAACGUUGAGAUGUCCAUGCUCACAACUGCAUACAAGCCAAAGAGUAAGGCCAAAGAGCUUCCCUUGUCGGCUGUGCGUUUCAUGGAGGAGCUUGGGGAGUGCUCUUUAGGGAAGAUCUACAAGGGUCACCUGUACCUGCCGGGCAUGGACCAGGCUCAGCUCGUGGCCAUAAAGACCCUGAAGGAUGUCUCGAAUGCCCAACAGUGGGCCGACUUCCAGCAGGAGGCUGCAGUGCUGACGGAGCUGCAGCACCCAAACGUGGUGUGCCUGCUGGGCGUGGUGAUCCAGGAGCAGCCUGUCUGUAUGCUGUUUGAGUUUUUGCCCCAAGGCGACCUCCACGAGUUCCUCAUCAUGCGCUCCCCGCACUCUGACGUUGGCUGCAGCAGUGAUGAGGACGGCACAGUGAAAUCCAGCCUGGAUCACGGAGACUUCCUGCACAUGUCCAUACAGGUGGCUGCUGGGAUGGAGUACUUGGCCAGCCACUUUUACACCCACAAAGACCUCGCAGCUCGGAACAUUCUAGUAGGUGAACAGCUCCACAUCAAGAUCUCCGACCUGGGUCUGUCCAGGGCCAUCUACUCCUCCGACUAUUACUGCAUCCAGCCCAAAACUCUGCUGCCCAUCCGCUGGAUGCCACCUGAGGCCAUCUCUUACGGAAAGUUCACCACAGACUCGGACAUCUGGUCGUUCGGAGUCGUGCUGUGGGAGAUCUUCAGCUACGGUCUGCAGCCCUACUACGGCUUCUCCAACCAGGAAGUGAUGGAGAUGGUGAGAAAGAGGCAGCUGCUGCCCUGCCCUGAGGACUGUCCGCCAAGGUUUUAUGCUUUGAUGAAUGAAUGCUGGCAGGAAGGACCAUCACGUCGAGCACGUUUCAAGGACAUCCACGGCCGCCUGCGAGCCUGGGAGGGGCUGUCAUCUCACGCCAGCUCUAGCACGCCUUCUGGUGGCGGAGGCAACGCCACCACCCAGACCACCUCUCUCAGCGCCAGCCCCGUCAGCAACCUCAGCAACCCCCGCUACGCUGCUGCCGCCGCCGCAGCGGGGUACCUCUACCCAGCCCAGGCUAUUCCCUCACCGGGCCAGAUGGCCCCGAUUCAAGCGUGGGCACCCAUGGCUGUGACGCAAACCCACCAGCGCUUUAUCCCAGUCAACGGAUACCCCAUCCCGCCAGGAUACGCAGCUUUCCCAGCCCACUUCCCUCCUCCGGCCCCACCCACCAGGGUCAUCCAGCACCACCUGCCCCCUCCCAAAAGCCGCUCACCCAGCAGCGCCAGCGGCUCCACCAGCACGGGUCAUGUCAGCGGAGUGCCCUCCACCACGGGCUCCAACCACGACGCCAACACGCCGCUGCUCUCCCACUGCAUCAUGCCGGGGAGCGGUGGAGCACCAGUUCAGGUGUACGGACAAAUUUGCCAGAAGGGAGUGGGACUGGACAACGCAUCACAAACAGCGCUGCUCGCUGCUGAUUCUGACGUACUCAUGUACAACGACUCGGUCAUCACCGCAGACCUGUAGAUACACAGAGUGGCGCUCACACUCUUUCUCCUCGGGACCCAUUUUUAGACAUUUCUCACACAGGGACCCAUCUAACAUUUGUACUCUGGUCACAUGGAGACCCAACAGAAAGUGGCCUGUACGCAUCAUCUGAGCGUGCAACAAACACUGCCGCAGCUACACACGUAUACACGCAGCUGUCUGACUUUUUAAUGCCUUAUUGUUUAAAGCAUG
Molecule: messenger RNA, 3253 nt
Organism: Centropristis striata (black sea bass)
Lineage: Eukaryota; Metazoa; Chordata; Actinopteri; Perciformes; Serranidae
Gene: ror1
Product: receptor tyrosine kinase-like orphan receptor 1
Exons: 12
Coding region: 167-3040 (957 amino acids)
Biological process (GO): positive regulation of kinase activity; multicellular organism development; cell surface receptor protein tyrosine kinase signaling pathway
Cellular component (GO): signaling receptor complex
Molecular function (GO): protein binding; ATP binding; protein kinase activity
Source: RefSeq, a predicted model, not a curated record